This is a messenger RNA of Suncus etruscus (white-toothed pygmy shrew), 1143 nucleotides long. It is a transcript of the gene CCDC102B, whose product is annotated as coiled-coil domain containing 102B. NCBI's taxonomy places the organism in Eukaryota, Metazoa, Chordata, Mammalia, Eulipotyphla, Soricidae. The record is from RefSeq and is a predicted model, not a curated record. Bases 1 to 1143 code for a protein of 380 amino acids. The transcript has 7 exons.
AUGAAUCUGGACUCUACCUACCACACUCUGGACACCUGCCAUUCUGCACCCCCGGUCCUCCAGGCGCCGUGUGCCCUCUGCCACCAUCCCAAGGAGUGGGACGUGGGUGAAGAGCUUCGCCGGCGGGAGCUGUCCGAGACCAAAGCACGCCUGGUGCAGAUGGAAAAAACGAUGCGCUGGUGGUCUGAUUGCACAGCCAACUGGAGGGAGAAGUGGGCCAAGGUGCGCGCCGAGAGGAACAGUGCUCGGGAGGAGGCUUGGCAACUGCGACUGCAGCUGGAGAUGGCUGUGGUGGAGCUGAGUACCCUCAAGAAGCAGCAGCAAAGUGGCGCUCAGCCCCAUGUACCCUCGGAAGCUGCCCAGCGCUUUGCAGAGGCACAGGAAGAAGGCUCAAUUUUAGACCCAUUACGAUUAAAAGAGGAGACAGGACUCAAUUUAGAUGACCUAGCGUCAUUAAAACACGAUAGUCUAAAGAACUCUGUGAUGAAACCUGAACUGGGGAUGCAAGUGACCAAUUGGCCUUUGGAGAAUGAACUGCUUGACAUUUCAGCUUUGUGGGUGCCUCCAGAUAAGUUUCAGAAAAUCCUACAGAAAGAACAGGAGAUGCGCUCAUUGAUGGAAAGAAAAUUGGAAUGCUUGGAGUCAGCUUUGUCUAGAUGGAAACAGAAAUAUGAAGAGCUAAAAGAAUCAAAGCUAAAAAACAUGAAAGAGUUCUGGAAGAAGAAGGGCAUGAGUUCCUGCUGUCAGGUGGCUGUUUGGAUCAUCAAAGGGUCAAUAGAUAAUAAAAUAAAAGAAAUAUUAGGAGAUAAAAAGGAAGGACUGAAACCCCAAAAUAGCAAAGAUAAAAUGAUCUUUGAAUUAAGAGCAGAGGAGCUGUUCUAUCUCCAACAUGCCUACCAGAAACUGAGAAGACAGUACCAAGCAAAAAUAGCAGAGCUGAUGCGUGCCAAUAACCUGGUAGACCAAAGUAAGGGAGAAGUGAAGAAACUGAGAUUCCAACUGGAAGAAUUAAACCGGGGACUCAACAAAAAAGAUAAUGAGAAUUAUUCUCUCAAGAUCAUCAGCAUCAAGGCUAGUGAUGGGGACUUUGCUUUGUCAUUGCCUUAUGAGCAGAAGUGGUAUCAUUUGGAUGAAGGACAUUGA